Cephus cinctus (wheat stem sawfly) is the source of this 3301-nucleotide messenger RNA. Its product is annotated as cytoplasmic aconitate hydratase. NCBI's taxonomy places the organism in Eukaryota, Metazoa, Arthropoda, Insecta, Hymenoptera, Cephidae. Gene Ontology annotation, biological process: citrate metabolic process; tricarboxylic acid cycle. Gene Ontology annotation, molecular function: aconitate hydratase activity; 4 iron, 4 sulfur cluster binding. The record is from RefSeq and is a predicted model, not a curated record. Gene Ontology annotation, cellular component: cytosol; mitochondrion. The transcript has 15 exons. The coding region runs from base 91 to 2814 and encodes 907 amino acids.
AAGCUUAACGCAUGCGAAAAAGCAACUCUUGUAGCAUAGCUACGUAUUAUAACUAUGUAGACAGUGCUUGGCUGUAUAGAACAAGACUCAAUGGCAUCACAGUUGCUAGUGGACGACGUGACUUUGCCAGUGACAAUCAUGGCUGCUAGGAAUCCCUAUAAGUCUCUGUUGAAGAGAAUUAAAGUUGGCGAGAAGGAUCGUCAGUACUUCGAUGUCUCCAGUUUCGACGAUCGCUACGAGAGAUUACCGUUCUCAAUAAGAAUUCUACUAGAAAGCGCCGUAAGAAAUUGCGAUGAGUUUCAAGUAAAGAGCAGCGAUGUCGAGAAAAUUUUGGACUGGGAGAAAAAUCAAACUUUGGAAGAUGGAGUUGAAGUGGCUUUUAAACCAGCCAGGGUGAUACUUCAGGAUUUCACAGGUGUUCCCGCGGUCGUCGACUUUGGUGCCAUGAGGGAUGCUGUUAAAGAAUUAAGUGGCGAUCCUAAUAAAAUUAAUCCAAUAUGUCCUUCGGAUUUGGUCAUUGAUCAUUCGGUACAAGUCGACUUUAAUAGAACUUCGGAAUCUCUGCGAAAAAAUGAGGAUAUGGAAUUCGAAAGGAACAAGGAACGUUUUUUGUUCUUGAAAUGGGGAGCCAAGGCCUUUGAAAAUAUGUUGAUCGUACCGCCGGGAAGUGGUAUCGUUCAUCAAGUUAACCUGGAGUACCUAGCGAGGGUGGUUUUCGAUAGCAACGAUAUUCUUUACCCUGACAGCGUCGUUGGAACAGAUUCUCACACUACGAUGAUCAACGGCCUUGGAGUUCUCGGCUGGGGAGUCGGCGGCAUCGAAGCAGAAGCCGUCAUGUUAGGUCAAGCAAUUUCUAUGUUACUACCCAGAGUCGUCGGCUACAAAUUAGUUGGAAAAUUAAACCAGUACGUCACGUCUACUGAUCUUGUACUUACAAUAACGAAGAAUCUACGUCAGCUUGGAGUCGUCGGUAAAUUCGUUGAAUUCUUCGGACCUGGUGUAUCCGAACUAAGUAUUGCUGACAGAGCCACGAUUUCUAAUAUGUGUCCAGAGUACGGUGCGACUGUAGGAUUUUUCCCUGUGGAUAAUCAGAGUAUUUCAUACCUUCGACAAACUAGUCGUUCGGAGGAACACAUUGAGCGCAUUGAGAAAUAUUUGAAGGCUGUAAGAAUGCUGAGGAAUUACAACGAUGAGGCUCAGGAUCCUAUCUUCUCCGAAGUGGUUACCCUGGACUUGGCUACUGUCGUAUCCAGUGUAAGCGGACCUAAGAGACCUCAUGAUCGUGUUUCCGUGACGGAUAUGAAAGCCGAUUUCGAAGCCUGUCUGACAAACAAGGUCGGUUUCAAGGGUUUUGGAUUGGCACCUGAGAAACGAAAAGUUCAAGGAACAUUUGAAUUUGAAGGAAAAGAAUACAAAAUUACCCAUGGUUCUGUCGUUAUUGCUGCCAUAACCAGUUGUACAAACACCAGCAAUCCAAGCGUCAUGCUUGGUGCAGGUCUUCUUGCUAAGAAAGCUGUGGAAGCUGGCCUUACUGUUGCUCCUUAUAUUAAAACAUCUUUAUCUCCUGGUUCUGGAGUGGUGACUUAUUAUCUACGUGAAAGUGGAGUUAUUCCAGCGUUGACUCAACUUGGUUUUGAUAUUGUUGGAUAUGGUUGUAUGACUUGCAUUGGUAACAGUGGUCCACUUCCUGAUUCUAUGGUGGAUGCCAUUGAAAAGAAUGAACUUGUUUGUUGUGGAGUACUGUCUGGUAACAGGAAUUUUGAGGGUAGAAUUCAUCCAAAUACAAGAGCAAAUUAUUUAGCCUCUCCACUCUUAGUCAUUGCUUACGCCAUUGCUGGAACUGUCGACAUUGAUUUUGAAAAGGAACCGUUGGGUCGCAGAAUUGAUGGCAAAGAAAUCUUCUUACAUGAUAUUUGGCCUACCAGGGCGGAAAUUCAGGCCGUAGAACAAAAACACGUAAUUCCUGCAAUGUUUAAGGAAGUUUAUAGCAAGAUUGAACAAGGUAGUAGUAAUUGGGCUACUUUAACAGCACCUGAAGGAAAAUUGUAUCCUUGGGACGAACAAUCGACAUACAUAAAAAAACCGCCUUAUUUCGACGGACUUACAAGGGAACUUCCAGUAAUAAAACCAAUAUCCAAAGCUCGAGUUCUUUUGAAUCUUGGUGAUUCGGUUACGACUGAUCAUAUUAGUCCAGCAGGAAGUAUCGCGCGUAAUUCCCCAGCAGCAAGAUAUCUUUCUAGUCGAGGGCUGACACCAAAACAGUUCAAUUCCUAUGGUUCACGUAGAGGAAAUGAUGCCGUAAUGGCACGUGGUACAUUUGCCAAUAUUCGAUUGAUGAAUAAAUUUAUAGGCAAAGCUGGACCACGCACGAUUUACAUUCCUACCAAAGAGGAGAUGGACGUUUUUGAUGCAGCAGAAAAGUACAACAAGGAUGGCGUACCGUUAGUCAUUCUGGUGGGCAAGGAAUAUGGAUCCGGCUCGUCCAGAGAUUGGGCAGCAAAAGGACCUUAUUUAUUGGGCAUUAAAGCCGUCAUAGCAGAAUCUUAUGAAAGAAUACAUAGGUCUAACUUAGUUGGAAUGGGUAUCGUUCCUUUACAAUAUCUACCUGGACAAAAUGCCGAAUCCCUUGGUCUUACGGGAUUUGAAUUAUACGAUAUAACCAUUCCAGAGAAUUGUCAACCUGGUCAGAAGAUCACUGUUGGCACCGAUGAUGGAAAGCAAUUCGAAGUUAUUGUACGAUUUGAUACGGAAGUUGACCUCACCUACUUCAAAAAUGGUGGAAUUCUUAAUUACAUGAUCAGAACGAUGAUCUGAUAAGGAUAUACUAUCGUUAAAUUACUUAAUACGAAUUGAUUCCAAAAAUAAUUUAAUCUGAUAAUUAUUUAAUCGAGAUGGGGAUCCAUUUGGUCAGGAGUCUUCGUGUUUAUAAGUUGUUUCUUAAUGGAAAUGGUUGCUAACUUGUUGUAUAGAAAGGAAUUAUGAAAAAAGAUGCAUACAUGAGGUUACCAUAAAAACUCUAAGUUGGAAAAAUCAGAAAAUUGUUUGAAAAUGAUAAUAAUGACACUAUCAUCCGGAGACUGAAUGUAGUUUCUUUUAUUGUUUUAGUGAAAAAAUAGGCUUGUAUCAAAACAAAUAAGUUAUUGUCUAGUUAAUCGGGAAUUAGUGUUAACAAACGACUUUUAUUGGGAAAUUUGGGAAAUGAAAAAAGUAGGCCCUACUUUUAACAAGCUUUGUUAGAAAGAAGAAGUGUCACUUUCCAGUUUUAAGUGUUAUCUAAAUAGAUUUUUAUAUUUUAUCCAAA